Pseudovirgaria hyperparasitica is the source of this 556-nucleotide messenger RNA. RefSeq lists its product as uncharacterized. The transcript has 2 exons. The coding region runs from base 146 to 520 and encodes 124 amino acids. The record is from RefSeq and is a predicted model, not a curated record. Lineage: Eukaryota; Fungi; Ascomycota; Dothideomycetes; Acrospermales; Acrospermaceae.
UGGAAUUCCAGCCAACUAGCUGGGUAUCAUCAUGAUCUCGUCUGGGGAUUUCAAUGGCUUGACGUGCCUAAGGAUCAGGCGAGUACAUGGCCAAUAAAGAUUGGCCAUACGUGGGGCUGCCUAGAUAGCCUUUGAAGCCUUCGACAUGCUCGACCGAGAUGCGUGUGCCGCAAGCUGGAGCGGGGGAUGUCAGUUAUCGCUACUUGCUCGCCUCGCGGUUGCCUUUUAUCUACCUCGCUCCAGUAUGCUAAAAUAUAUAUCCUCGUCGGUGAUUUACGUUGUUGCUAUCGUCGUCAUCCGUUUUCUUGCUUGCAGGGAAUCUUUCUCGAUGCAAGCAAGCAUCACCAAAGCUCAAUCCAGGUCCGACCUCUACCCAAGACAGAGAUGUGAAGCAAACGGAUACAUGUGUCAGGUACGACGAAGAAAAAACGUUCGCAGGAACGGGUCGAAGAAGACUACAACCAACGAUAAAGCCACCAAAGCUCGCUACAAUUGCAAGGCUACUAGAUCUCGCUUGUAAAUAACAUAAUCCUCGCCCCGUUUUUACUCCCUUUCC